Messenger RNA from Xylaria bambusicola, 2440 nucleotides. RefSeq lists its product as uncharacterized. The record is from RefSeq and is a predicted model, not a curated record. Lineage: Eukaryota; Fungi; Ascomycota; Sordariomycetes; Xylariales; Xylariaceae. The transcript has a single exon. Bases 445 to 2280 code for a protein of 611 amino acids.
CCAGGUCACAACUAUGCGAUCCUUGCAGUACAUAAAGCAGGAGCAAAACGAGAGGUGGUCUUGAAGAGUACCUUAAGUGUCGGAGUGAGGAUGCUAUAUGCCUACCUACUAUAUGGUAGGUAGUCACGGGGCCUAGAAACCCUAGGAUAGUGAUUUGGCAGCCUUACGGCACGUACCUCUCUGGUGAUAAAACGUAUCUAUGUGGAAAUGUUGGAGGAAAGAAGGAAAGAAGGAAAGAAGGCCCAGUCUCGGCGGACGGGAAGGAACUCUCAAGAGCGAUGAUGCCUGGGUGGCGAGGGACGCACAUGAAACUUCCCGAACAGUCAAGACUUGACCAUUGUCUCUACGAUCAGAAUCUCUAGACACAAAACAUACAUCAAUACUCCGGAGAUAUUAUUAUCGCUUUGCAUUCUUUGAAAAGCAUCUUUAUGCUUGUGAGCAAGUAUGAAUUGGACUGAAGGCAGCCUUGCUCGCCAUUCUCGAGGUAAGCAGCGCAACGCAUUGAUUGCACGACAGAAACAGCACUUUGCGAGGGCUCGGAGUGGUCUACUCAACACGCGACCCCAAAGAGGGCCUCCUUCAAUAUCUUUUCUCCCGUCCAAACCGAACCCGGAUUUAACGUCGGAAUCAACACACCGAACCCCCAAGCCUUGGAGCUACGAUGAAAGGCUUUCUACACCUCCAUUACCACCUAGCAUUCGAGCGUCUCGGCAAGAACACCCGACAGAUAUACUUGAUGUUCAUCCUGAAGAGGUACUUACUAGCUUCAAUCGGCGGAAAAGAUUGCUCGAGAAGUCGGAUUGGGCUGGGUUGAAGUUACAGGAACCAUUGAAUAUUUCUUUCCCUGGCCAGAUCUAUGCGACAAGGAGAUGGUCCAAAAUUGCCAGCCCUCGAGACAAUGCGUUGAAUGAGUCGCAAAAGCUCACUCUCUCGUAUGAACAUGAGCGGUAUAAUCAAGAGCAGUCCCGUCACCUCAAGAGAUCAUCCAUGAGAAUUCAAAUUGGCAGCCAGGAGAUACAACCAAGUAUAGAGACUUGCUCGCAACCAAGCGCCAAGUGGUACAUUCUGGAGCCAGACUCAUCAGCCCAUGAGGCUCCCUACCGAUCGAUAGCGGCAAGCACCAUACAGAGUUCUGGGCGCGCAGAGUAUGGGGAUAGGAGUGCUAGUUCAGUCAACCGUUCUUUGAUAUUAUCCUGCUGUUUUAGCAGAGACCAACCUCCUGUCAACGUGAUCUACUCAUCCCCAGCUAUCAUUGAGCCGGUACCUCGUCGUUACUUCCAUUCCAAGACUCAGCAAUGGCUCUCGCCCAGUUCGGAAGAUGGAGAAAGUAUACAAGUCGAAAUUGAGCGACCAGUUCGACCCGUACCACCAUCACAAGCAUCGGAGAAUAGGAGAUGGAAAAAUUGGGUUUCAUAUGAAAAAAAUUCAGACCUACUGUCCGAUAGCGCUGUGACGGCUAUAGCUACAUCGGAGAUUCAUGCUCAAGACUCGGAGAGCAGUAUCAUCACCCUACCAUCUCAUCUUCAGUUCCGGUUACCUAGCUUUUGUCUCUCUAGUGAGCCAGAUGCGGCACUCAGGUACAGCGGAGCUGUACCCUCGCCCGAGCCCUCGCCUGAGUCAUCCCCAAUACAUGUUAGCAACAGAAGUCCUAAGGGAAGCCAUGAUAUCCAUCCAGCUGGGGAAUAUCUUCCAGGGAAAUAUAAUUCACUGCCGUCCAAAAGACAGUGCAAGCCUGCAAAGAAACGGGAGAGCACAGAUGAUCUAAACGAGACGUGGCGUAAAUUUGCGUAUGGGGAAGGUGAGGAUAGUGAAGAGUUAUUAAAUAAUGCGUUUAAGGAGGCCGCGCAUCAAGCAGCUGUGGAAUUACGACCCUCUGACACCUCUGACAGCGCGGAUAUGUAUACAGAAACUGCUGCGACGUGUGGGACAGAGCUAUCUCCUGGAGAUCGCCAGGAUGAUUACAACGAGACAUCUUCCGAGAGUCACUUACAUAUGAGAAGGAUGACAUGCUCAGAGGCGGCAUUAAGCACGAUCGCGACGGUUGGGUCUUCUGUCGGGCUGUCAGCUAAAUCUGCGUCAUUCGUCUUGCCAAAAUCCUUUGUAGGAAAAUAUGCGGACAUUGAACGAACCCCAGCGGUUCGACCUUUCAAUGCAGGUAUGUCGAGAGAUGAGAGAGGGGGGAGAAGGAAAAGGAGGAAGAAAAUGACUACAGACGGUAGGACCAAUAUUCGGUGCUUACCUGAUUUUGAUGAGGACCCGAUCGAAGAGAUUGAGGAUUAAUUCCACCGAAUAAAGAAAAGCUUAUAGCCGUCUUGUGUCUGGAAAUAUUCUACUGUCAUCGUCGAGUGCUCAUCCGAUCUGAUGCAAGUGGCGGAAGAUAAUUGGUGUGAUGAUUACGAGAAAUUACCGAUAUCCGGAUCCAUCGGGCUAAUUAGUGCCA